Molecule: messenger RNA, 857 nt
Organism: Ictalurus punctatus (channel catfish)
Lineage: Eukaryota; Metazoa; Chordata; Actinopteri; Siluriformes; Ictaluridae
Gene: ggctb
Product: gamma-glutamylcyclotransferase b
Exons: 5
Coding region: 85-744 (219 amino acids)
Molecular function (GO): gamma-glutamylcyclotransferase activity
Source: RefSeq, a predicted model, not a curated record
AGGUGUGUGUGUGUGUGUGUGUGUGUGUGUGUGUGUGUGUUUGUCAGUGUGGAAUGCAGCAGCAGCUGAAAUAGGCUCAGUGACAUGCAGCUCAAACCUGAAAUGAUGGCGUUCAGAUUCACAUUGAAUAUCAUAUUCAUCUCAGUGGCGGUCAGUCUGGUUCUUGCAGCUGACACACUGACAGACCCUCAAACAUUUCUGUACUUUGCGUAUGGCAGCAACCUGCUGAAGGAGAGACUGCAACUGAACAAUCCUUCAGCCACACGGCACUGUGUAGCCAAGCUUCAGGAUUACAAGCUGGUGUUUGGGAACCAUAAGGGUGUGGAGAGCAAGCGCUGGCAUGGAGGCGUGGCUUCAAUUGAGCCAAGUGGCAGAGGCACUGUGUGGGGUGUGGUGUGGAGAAUUAACACCGCCCAUAUGACCCACCUGGACAGACAGGAGGGUGUGAGAUCAGGUGUGUAUUCUCCUGUGUCAGUCAAUGUGUUGAGUCAUGGUCACAUACUCACCUGUCGUACCUACAUCAUGAACAGCCGUGUUCAGGCGCUGCCGUCUCCACACUACCUGAAGGUGAUAAUGAUGGGAGCUGAGCAGAACCGCUUACCCAAAGCUUAUCAAGACAAACUGAAGUCCAUCAAAACCAACAAAUAUGAUGGGUCACUUCCUGUAAUGGAUGAGGUGUGUGCUGCACUCAAAAACUCCAAAAAAAAAAAAAGAGUCAGCCUGUGUGAGAUAAAACCUGUAUAAUGUAGUUUAAUUAGUUUAAGGAGUAACUAGUAAAAGAUGUCUUUAUAUUGUUUGGACUGAAUGAUUACUUCACAUCUGUACCUGGAAAGAAAAAUAAAAUUAGCAAAAUGUGA